This is a messenger RNA of Platichthys flesus (European flounder), 1752 nucleotides long. RefSeq names its product neuronal membrane glycoprotein M6-b-like. Gene Ontology annotation, cellular component: plasma membrane; myelin sheath. The record is from RefSeq and is a predicted model, not a curated record. The transcript is spliced from 7 exons. Lineage: Eukaryota; Metazoa; Chordata; Actinopteri; Pleuronectiformes; Pleuronectidae. Gene Ontology annotation, biological process: central nervous system myelination; axon development. Gene Ontology annotation, molecular function: structural constituent of myelin sheath. The coding region runs from base 85 to 963 and encodes 292 amino acids.
AGAGCAUCAAGUCACCAGUAGAAGCUCCACCAUCAUCACACUGAACGUACGAGAGACACAAGGAGACUAUAUUCCUCUAAAAUCAUGGAUGGGACAAAGCCGGCCAUGGAGUCCAACGCGGACGAGACUCCGGAGGAGGGACAGGAGAGCAAAGGAUGCUUCGAGUGCUGCAUCAAGUGUCUCGGCGGGGUGCCCUACGCCUCCCUCGUGGCCACCAUCCUGUGCUUCUCAGGCGUGGCCCUGUUCUGCGGCUGCGGCCACGUGGCGCUGACCGGCACCCUGACCAUGCUGGAGAACCACUUCUCCACCGUGACCACCGACCACGCCACCCUCGCCCUGGUGAUCCAAAUCUUUCAGUACAUCAUCUACGGCGUCGCCUCCUUCUUCUUCGUCUACGCCAUCCUGCUGCUGGCCGAGGGCUUCUACACCACCAGCGCCAUCAAGAAGGAGCUGCAGAGCGACUUCAAGACCUCCGCCUGCGGACGCUGCAUCACCGCCUUCUUCCUGUUCCUGACCUACAUCCUGUUCCUGGCCUUCCUCGCCAUCUUCGGCUUCACGGCGAUCCCGGUCUUCCUCUUCUUCAACAUGUGGAGCACCUGCGCUGCCAUGAGGUCUCCUGACGCCAACAUCACCGUGCCCGACUCCAUCUGUGUGGACGUCAGGCAGUAUGGUAUUAUUCCCUGGAACGCCUCUCCGGGAAAAGCUUGUGGAGCGACGCUCGGAGACAUCUGUAACACGAGUGAGUUCUACCUGUCUUACCACCUCUACAUCGUCGCUCUGGCCGGCGCCGGAGCCACCGUCAUCGCACUGGUCCACUACCUGAUGAUCUUGGCGGCCAACUGGGCCUACCUGAAGAGCGCCGUGUCCACGCACGAGUACCAGGACAUCAAGACCAAGGACGACGCGGACCUGGAGGCCGAGGCGCGCUCCAAGGAGGGCCAGAACUCCUCCUCCUACUCAUAAGGAUGAGAGGCCGCUCUCCCGCCGCCACCCACCUCCCCUCCACACCUCCAACCCUCACCCCACCACACCCGCCACCCCCCCCACCCCCCCGUCUGUUGAAACAAACCACCUCGGUCGUGUUUGAUAGUCCCCCGGCCCGAUGAUGCUCCAUCCUCCUCCCCUCCUCCACCAUGUUUAUUGAGCGCUGUGGGAGCGUACAUGCACCGGAGGGGAAGAGGAUGGAGGAUCUGGAGAAGCGGCCGGCCCCCCGAUGGAGGCAGAGGUUCCCGAACAGGGGCGCUCGCCCACCGGGGUCCUUGCUCAGCUACAGUACAUCGGUUCAGAAGCGUCCCCCCCCCCCCCCCCCGUGCUGCAGGGCGGCGGCGGCUCGUGAACAUGGCCCGGCUGUGACGGCCUCGCGCCCUGAGCCAGCACAGCCUCUCCACACAGCCUAAAAAAAAACAUUGUUCACUGUCUGCUUCGGCCACAGAGAAGCCGGGCAGCGACCAACUUCCUCCAUUUUAUUUUGGUGUUUUAUAUGCAUAUAUAUAUGAAUAUGAAUAUAUUGUGCGAAUGUGUAUGAAUGUUGUUUUUUUUAAUACUCUGAAAAGUAUGCCAGGUACUCUAACAACCUUUCUUUUCUUCUUUUUACGUUUUGGCGCUCAUAGGUUUUUCUCUCCUUUACUUUUCUUCUCCAUCUUUAACUUUCUAUUUCUAAUGCUUGAUACGUGUUGCACUAUUUAAGAGACAAAAAAAAUGAGGAGAGUGAAAAAUCCCCUUAAAACACAAAGCACCCCCAGCCCCCCCCCC